Messenger RNA from Coffea eugenioides, 1271 nucleotides. Its product is annotated as 25.3 kDa vesicle transport protein. The coding region runs from base 301 to 957 and encodes 218 amino acids. Gene Ontology annotation, molecular function: SNAP receptor activity. Gene Ontology annotation, cellular component: endoplasmic reticulum membrane; SNARE complex; ER to Golgi transport vesicle membrane. NCBI's taxonomy places the organism in Eukaryota, Viridiplantae, Streptophyta, Magnoliopsida, Gentianales, Rubiaceae. The transcript has 6 exons. Gene Ontology annotation, biological process: endoplasmic reticulum to Golgi vesicle-mediated transport; vesicle fusion with Golgi apparatus; retrograde vesicle-mediated transport, Golgi to endoplasmic reticulum. The record is from RefSeq and is a predicted model, not a curated record.
AAAAAAACCAGCCCCAUCUAGUCUGGCCUUCUCCCUCUCUUUGGAAAACUUGUCGCAGGCGUAUCCCCUAAUCACCAUCGGAUCUCCCAAAUUUCGCGUCAUUCCGGCAAGCCCUAGCUCGGAUCAUCGGAAUUUUGUAGCUGUAACCGAUUACAAUUGCUGCCAAUUCGAAUUGAGGAUCGAAAUCUACAUACCUUCCACAUACGUGUGCGUCUACCUAUUGCGGAGCCGCGUAUGCGUAUGAAAAGAACCUGAUCGACUCACUUAAUUCAGGCUCAGGAUAGAGUUCCAGGAAGAAAAAUGGUGAAAUUGACUAUGAUUGCUCGUGUUACUGAUGGCCUUCCAUUAGUGGAGGGGCUGGAUGAUGGCCGAGAUAUGCCAGACGUGGAUUACUACAAAAAGCAGGCCAAGGCGUUGUUCACAAAUCUGUCAAGGGGCCAGAAUGAGGCUUCCAGAAUGUCUAUUGAAACCGGUCCUUAUGUUUUCCAUUAUAUCAUUGAAGGGCGAGUUUGUUAUCUGACAAUGUGUGACCGUGCUUAUCCUAAGAAGCUUGCUUUUCAAUACCUUGAAGACCUUAAGAAUGAAUUUGAACGUGUAAAUGGUAGUCAAAUCGAAACUGCUGCCAGACCUUAUGCUUUUAUAAAAUUUGAUACAUUCAUACAGAAAACAAAGAAACUAUACCAGGAUACAAGAACCCAGCGGAACGUUGCAAAGUUGAAUGAUGAACUUUAUGAAGUACACCAGAUUAUGACUCGCAAUGUACAAGAAGUUCUUGGUGUCGGGGAAAAAUUGGACCAGGUGAGUCAGCUUUCUAGCCGUUUGACUUCUGAAUCUCGCAUAUAUGCUGAAAAGGCAAGAGAUUUGAAUCGCCAGGCCUUGAUUCGUAAAUGGGCACCUGUAGCGGUAGUGCUCGGCGUUGUAAUCCUCCUGUUCUGGGUUAGGAAGAAGAUUUGGUGAUGGAUGUCGGGGAGCCUUUGCUUAGUUUGCAUGAAGAUGCCACCUACAGAGGCAGAAGAAAGUCAUCUCUCACGUGUUCCAUUAUACUGGCUUAUCUCAAGUGGUUUUACCCCUUGUUUGAGAAUCAAAAGAUACAAACAGAAGCAAGUUAUUAUUGACAACUUUAGGGAGCUCAUUGUCAUUGUAGGGCUCGUACAGACUUCAUUACCUUGUCUAUCUGAUAUUUGUCCUUUCAUCACUUCUUGCAUCAAAUUUUCCUACAUUGACAAUUGCGAGAAAUUUGGAGGAUAUUUGGUCAAAUUCUUUCUUGCGGA